This is a messenger RNA of Xenopus tropicalis (tropical clawed frog), 2680 nucleotides long. RefSeq names its product sonic hedgehog (gene shh). Gene Ontology annotation, cellular component: Golgi membrane; endoplasmic reticulum membrane; plasma membrane. Gene Ontology annotation, molecular function: peptidase activity. The transcript has 3 exons. The record is from RefSeq and is a predicted model, not a curated record. Lineage: Eukaryota; Metazoa; Chordata; Amphibia; Anura; Pipidae. Gene Ontology annotation, biological process: central nervous system development; regulation of cell population proliferation; cell fate commitment. Bases 279 to 1529 code for a protein of 416 amino acids.
AAAGGCAGAGGCUCCUCUCACAGGCGGCUGCAGCCCUGCUUGCGCUUAUUGCAAUCGCAGCUUCUCAUUUGCGCUUUAAUUGCUGUGUCGCCUCUAAACCCCGAUGUGUUCUGCUAGCGGGGACCUGCACACUGGGCUUUCUACACCUGCCUUGCUAGGGAUCGGUGGCUAGUGGGGCCAGCCGGGAGGUACAAGGACACCCCAGUGCUCCAGCCAGUAGGGAGGCUGCAGCUCCACAUCCUCCGAGCCUUUGAUGUAAUUGGCUUCGCUCGGACGAGAUGCUGGUUGUGACUCGAAUUCUGCUGCUGGGCUUCAUCUGUACUCUGGUGGCCCCCCCUGGGCUGGCAUGUGGACCUGGCAGAGGCAUUGGCAAAAGGAGGCACCCUAAAAAACUCACCCCUUUAGCCUACAAGCAGUUCAUCCCCAACGUGGCUGAGAAGACCCUGGGGGCCAGUGGUCGAUACGAAGGAAAGAUUACAAGGAACUCGGAUCGAUUUAAAGAGUUAACCCCCAAUUAUAACCCUGAUAUUAUUUUUAAAGACGAGGAGAACACCGGAGCAGACCGACUCAUGACUCAGAGAUGUAAGGACAAGCUGAACGCCUUGGCGAUCUCAGUGAUGAACCAGUGGCCGGGGGUGAAGCUGCGGGUCACGGAGGGUUGGGAUGAGGAUGGGCACCACUCGGAGGAGUCGCUGCAUUACGAGGGGAGAGCAGUGGACAUUACCACGUCGGACCGGGACCGCAGUAAAUACGGGAUGCUGGCCAGGCUGGCGGUGGAAGCCGGGUUCGACUGGGUCUAUUUUGAGUCCAAGGCUCACAUCCACUGCUCGGUCAAAGCAGAGAACUCGGUGGCGGCCAAGUCGGGGGGGUGCUUCCCGGGCAGUGCCAGGGUGAUGGUGGAACCGGGCGGCACCAAAGCGGUGAGAGAGCUGCGCCCCGGGGACCGGGUCCUCUCCUCCGACCCCCAAGGGAAUCUCAUCUACAGCGAUUUCCUCCUGUUCAUAGACAAGGAGCAUGACGUCAAGAAGCUCUAUUACGUCAUCCAGACGUCUCAGACCCGAAUCCGGAUGACGGCGGCCCACCUGCUUUUCGUGGCCCAGAGCAACGGAACCGGGUCUUUCAAGUCUGUGUUUGCCAGCAACGUCCGACCUGGGGAUGUCAUUUAUAGCGCAGAUCGGAGGGAUAUGACCUUGAGGGAGGCGAUGGUGGAGAAGGUUGACCUUGAGGAGGACAUUGGGGCUUUUGCCCCCGUAACUGCCCAGGGGACUGUGGUUAUAGACGAGGUGUUGGCCUCCUGCUAUGCAGUCAUUGAGGAGCAUAGGUGGGCACACCUGGCAUUCGCCCCACUGAGGUCGGCCAUUAGCCUUUCAUCCUAUCUUUUCCCCAGAGACUCCAGUCCUUCGCUUGAAUCGUACGAGCAAGUUGAAGGCAUUCACUGGUACUCCCGACUACUUUAUCACCUAGGGACUUGGCUAUUGGACAGUAAGUCCCUGCACCCCCUGGGCAUGGCGGCAACGAAAUCCAGUUGAAAGUCCCCAUUUCACUGCAUUGAGACAAAAAAACAACAACUUUAUUUUUCAAGUAGAACUUGUCUAAAGAGCCCAGAUUUUCCUUUCACGGUUCUGUUUAUUUUAUUUCUCCCGUUCCCUUUUUUUUUUGUUUUAUAUAUUAUUUUGUAUUUUUUUCGUUUUAUUUCGUAUUGUUUUUACGAUUUCCUACUGAAUAUUUAUUUGUUUUGGCAUUUGACUAGAUGUUUCAAAAUGGACAUUGGAGAAGCCUUAAAUAGUUACUUGGAUAAUUUAUUAUCACGCAUACCUGGGGUGGCCUCACGAUAGAGUUGGUCUUGGGGAGACCCCCCCCACCCCCCCAAAAAAAAACGCUCAGCAGAGUCUAUUUUUCUACAUGUCACUUAUGUUUUGACUUUCACAAAAAACACAUUUAUCGUGUAUUUUCUCCCCCCCCCCUUCCCCCCCAGACCAGACCUUCCAAGGAGGUGUCCACACAACUACUAAGGUCUCCCCCCCCCCCCCCCCCCCCAUUUUUAGUGAAAGUGUUACCUAUUUGUAAACGACUUGCCUGGGCGAGGUUCAAUAAAUUAUAUUUUUAUACACAGAAUUGUAAAUUAGAUUUUUGCAGAAAAUCAAAUACUUAACUGAAUGACAUUUCGUUUUCCGAAAUAGUUGUACAUUACGAGAAUAUAUUAUUUUAAUUUAAAGAUAGUUUCACACGAUAAUAACGUUCUCUUCUAUUCCUUUUCGUUAUUUUUCGUUUUCGUUUUAAUAUUUUUGUUGUUGUUUAUGUAUAAAAAAAAUAGGGAUCGGUCGCCUUCAUGUCAAUCCAGACUGUUACACCCACAUCAGAGACAAACGAAAAAAAAUAAAUAAACCAAAACUAAUACGAAUAUUAUAGUUUCUAACCUCAAAAAAGAGUUUAUUAGAGUAUGAUAUUUUUUAAAAGAAGAAAAAAAAUAACAAAAGAACGAAAAACAAAGCGCACAUAGAGAGAAGCCAGAGGAUGAAGACUGUUUGUACGAGACUUUAGGGGACUUUGCGUUAAUACACUGAGAAAUAACCGCUGUAAAUUGACUAAAAUGUAUUUUGUAAUUAUUUUGUAAUAGUUUUAAUAGUUUUAUAGAAAUAAAAUGUGCCAUGCACAGCUUGCUUGGUAUUUAAUACUGAAA